AUGAAGACCACUAAUCGUCCUGAUGAGUGGAAGAUUGAGCAGGGCCUCUCCGGGGCUGUCCUGCCUGUUCUGGAUAUGACAGGACCGCAGACGAAGGCCUUGCCGAUCCAGAUUUUCGGCGAACUGACGAAAGACGAGGAGGCAAUUAAGAGCGUCGGUGACCGCAAUAAGCUCUUCACGGAAGAGCGUGAUGGUUGGACGGGCUUCGUCGAGUGGGAGAAUUACCCCGAGAAGAAAGCCGCCGCACACAAAAUCUUGACGUCUCAGACGUUCCCCCCCAAUCCAGAGUUCCAGCUGGGACCCAUUCCAGGAACCAAUCCAGUGCUCCCGGGAACUCACUGGAAAAUGUGGCAUCACGCCGUCGGCGGCGCGCUUACCCAGAUUCCCGACGACUCGUGGGACCUUGUGUUGAAGGAGAAGCACCCCGACAUGCUUCAUCUGCUUCAGUUCCCUUACAACGGAGAGCCCCCCAAGCGACUUGUGACCGCUAAAGAGAUCACUCCGAACUCACUUCACUUUGUCAGAAACCAUGGCGGCAUCCCUAUCAUUGACAAGGACAAGUACAGCUUCCUUCUCGACGGACUGGUGGCCAACCCGCGCUCUUUCACCAUGGAUGACCUCAUGGACGAGUCCAAGUUUCCGCGCAUGGAGAAGACCAUCACCAUGCAGUGCUCCGGAACUCGUCGCAUUGAGCAGAUUCUCAAGUAUGCCGGCCAGGGUGAUGAAGUUCCGCAGGCGCCCUGGGCCGAAGGCGCUAUCGGCACUGCUCGCUACGUCGGUAUCAGUCUGAAGAAAGUCAUCAAGGCCUGCGGUGGCUUGAUUGAUGGUGCGAAGCAUCUUGAAUUCUACGGCGCCGACACCUACUUCAAGGACGACAAGACGAUGAACUACCUUGUUAGUGUUCCGUGGUCGAAGGUCAAAGCGAACGAGGUCAUGCUCGCAUGGGAGAUGAAUGGAGAGGUCCUCCCGCGUAUCCACGGAUACCCCCUCCGCAUCGUCGUCUUCGGAUACAUCGGAGCUCGAAGCGUCAAAUGGCUGUACCGUAUUAAGGCCAUCAAGAACCCCUCGCGGGCCCCGGUUCAGAGCCAGGAAUACCUCUAUUUUCCCCAACAGGUCGGCAAGCACAACCUCAAGAUGACAGACGGCAUUCAGAUUCAGGAGAUGCCCGUCAGCUCGGCCAUCAUGUCACCGUGGACCAAGCAAGUUGUCAUUCAUAACGGUAAGAUCCGGUGCAAGGGCUGGGCGUACUCGGGCGGCGGUCGUUGGCCUGAGCGAGUUGAGCUCUCGGCCGAUGGCGGCUUCAGUUGGUACACCGUCCCCGUUGAGAACCUGUCGAAGAAGCGGAAGUGGACUUGGCGAACUUGGGAGAUUGAUUUGCCAUGCGAUGUUGAAGGUUGGAUCGAGAUCGUCUGUCGCUGCUGGGACAACUCUCUCAACACUCAACCUCCAGAUGUUCGCACUGCUUGGAAUUGGGGCUUGCAUGUGACGAGUUCGUGUCAUCGGAUUGCGGUCUACAGCGUGAACUGUACACGACAGAGCACGCGAGCCCGUCUUCAGGAGUUUGAGGAGAAGGGUAUUCCUUUCGGCCCGAUCACCGUGCCUCUUGCGUUCCCGUCUCAAUCCUGGGAGGAUUACGAGAAAUACUGGAAGAACCACGAUCCCCGCGAUGCUGAAGAUGAUUGA
Colletotrichum karsti is the source of this 1683-nucleotide messenger RNA. RefSeq names its product oxidoreductase molybdopterin binding domain-containing protein. NCBI's taxonomy places the organism in Eukaryota, Fungi, Ascomycota, Sordariomycetes, Glomerellales, Glomerellaceae. Gene Ontology annotation, cellular component: mitochondrion. The transcript is spliced from 2 exons. Gene Ontology annotation, molecular function: oxidoreductase activity; molybdenum ion binding. The coding region runs from base 1 to 1683 and encodes 560 amino acids. The record is from RefSeq and is a predicted model, not a curated record.